AUUAGCUUUUUUGGCAAGGGAUCUUGCUGAAUUGAACACAAAAAGGAAAUGAAUUUCAGAAUAAGUUCCAGAAAUUAAAAGCUAGUCAGAAAAACUAACUAGAUAUUACCUAGUAGACCUUUUCCUUUGAAUCUUAUAUUAACAUAAAAGCACAUGCAAUUUUCAAUGCUACCAAAAGCCUGCUGCCUCCACGGCCCUCAUGCAUAUAGAGCCUCUUUUCAGUUAUACUUACUGCAUAGUAUUCAAGUUUCUCAUCCCUACCAUGUCCUACGUCACUGCCCUAUUAAACCUGCUAAUGAAGAAGAUUUCCAAUCAGUUUCUCUUCAAGUAUUUCUUCUUUACAUAACAAACAGAUACUGACAGUACUGCAUUUUUAGCCAUGGCAAGUACCACUAAACAGCAAACCCAGCGGGAGAUAUUCUCACCUGAGAUCGUGAAACAGGGCGUGGAAGGCUCGGGUCCUUACGCUGGGUCUUUAAGUUUUUCAGUCAAGGUUCGCCAAGGAAUACCAGAUUUUCUCAGUUCUGUUAACUUAAAGUAUGUUAAGCUUGGGUAUACUUAUUGUAUCACUCAUGGUCUCUAUUUUCUUACGGUUCCAGUACUUAUAUUCAUCUCUGCAGUAGUGCUAAGGAACUUGACAGGGAAAGAAUACUGGUCUAGAGAUAAUAUUGUUACAAACACUGCAUCUACCAUUAGUUUACUGGCUGUAAUUUUGUAUGCUUACGUUCGUUUGAUCCCUCGUUCUACUUACCUUGUUGACUACGCCUGUUAUCUCCCUCCUAUUGAGCUCAAGAUUUCAAAGGAAGAAUUCAUCAAGCUAGCAAGAAGAUCAGGAAACUUUGACGAUGAUGGAAUCCAAUUUCAAGACAGGGUUCUCAAGCAUUCAGGGAUUGGUGAUGAAAGCUACUUACCAAGAUCAGUUUUCGAACCUGGGAAGACUCUAACCCUCAACGACGGCAGAGAAGAAGCAGCAGAGGUUAUAUUCGGUGUCAUCGAAAAUUUAAUAUUUAACACUGGAAUGCGAGUUAAAGACAUAAAGAUUCUGAUACUUAACUGUGGGAGUCUGAAUACGACACCAUCACUAUCUGCAAUGGUGAUCAACCAUUACAAGUUAGGCCAUGAUAUUGUUAGUUUUAAUCUCGGUGGAAUGGGUUGUGCAGCAGGUGUCAUCGCUGUUGACUUGGCGAAAGACUUGCUUAAUGCACACCCUGGUUCUUAUGCACUUGUUGUGAGUACUGAGAUAGUGAGCUCCGCUUGGUAUAACGGAAAAGACACGGAAAUGCUUCUUCCCAACUGUUUCUUUCGAAUGGGUGCCGCAGCUUUGUUACUCACAAAUCAUCACUUCGGUAAUUGGCGUGCCAAAUACCAGCUCAAGCAGCUUGUCCGUACCCACAAAGGGACAGAUGACAAAAGCUUCAAGUGUAUACACACUAAGGAUGACAGUGAAAAGAAGCAAGGUCUCGUGGUUAACAGCAAACACUUGCUUGAAGUAGGUGGGGAAGCACUUAAGGCCAAUAUUACAACCCUAGGACCGCUUGUGCUUCCCUUCUCAGAACAACUCCGAUUCAUUAUGACCCUACUAAAUAAGAAAACAAAGCUCUACAUUCCAAACUUUAAGCUCGCAUUUGAGCAUGUCUGUGUACUGGCUACGAGUAAGAAAGUCCUACACGAGGUACAAAAGAAUUUAGAGCUGACAGAGGAGUACAUGGAGGCAUCUAAGAAAACCCUGGAGAGGUUUGGAAACACAUCCAGUAGCAGUAUCUGGUACGAAUUAGCAUACUUGGAGGCAAAGUCGAGGAUCAAGAGAGGGGAUCGAAUUUGUCAGAUUGCAUUUGGAUCUGGGUUCAAGUGUAACAGUAUCGUGUGGAAGGCACUUAAGACUAAUACUACUGCAGCUGGAAAUAGACGAAGAAAAAACCCAUGGAUUGUGGAAGAUGAAUGAUGCGGCUCUACCUACUGAACAACAACCAUCACAUCUAGAAAAGACGAAGAGGUUUAUUAGCACGUGAAAAAUACAGGUAAUAUCAAACACUAAGACAUAUGCCACUACUAAGAUAGUACUAGGACUUUCAUCCUUUUCUAUCAAGUUGGAUUAAGCUUGUACUAUGUAAUGUUAAAAUGUGAGUUCAGUUCAAUAAUGUUUCGUGAAUUUA
Messenger RNA from Papaver somniferum (opium poppy), 2153 nucleotides. RefSeq names its product 3-ketoacyl-CoA synthase 15-like. Lineage: Eukaryota; Viridiplantae; Streptophyta; Magnoliopsida; Ranunculales; Papaveraceae. The coding region runs from base 380 to 1942 and encodes 520 amino acids. Gene Ontology annotation, cellular component: membrane. The transcript has 3 exons. Gene Ontology annotation, molecular function: acyltransferase activity, transferring groups other than amino-acyl groups. Gene Ontology annotation, biological process: fatty acid biosynthetic process. The record is from RefSeq and is a predicted model, not a curated record.